This is a messenger RNA of Purpureocillium takamizusanense, 2580 nucleotides long. RefSeq names its product target of SBF (gene TOS4). NCBI's taxonomy places the organism in Eukaryota, Fungi, Ascomycota, Sordariomycetes, Hypocreales, Ophiocordycipitaceae. The transcript has 4 exons. Bases 370 to 2124 code for a protein of 584 amino acids. The record is from RefSeq and is a predicted model, not a curated record. Gene Ontology annotation, molecular function: protein binding.
CCCACCCGCCCGUUCAAAUACCUGGCGGGCCUCCCCGGCCUCUUUUCUCCUCCUCUCGCCUACUGCCUUGUCUCUUUUGCCGAGCGACCUACUUUCGCGGCCUGCACUGCCUCUAAAACCUUGUAGUAUUUUAUUUUUCUUGUUUGUUUCCUUGUUGUCUUGAAUUGCCCCCGUUCAAGCUCACUCUCGUUUGGCCUCUCUCUCUGGCAUAUCGGCCGUCGUCUCGUGUAGUCACCGAGUGCGGCGCGUAUCCAAACGCCUACGCUCCGCCACGCUUCGAGGACUUGGGGGAAAUGGUCACUCGCUUCUGACGAACAACGAUACGACGCGAACAAGCAGUGAAAAAGGGGAGAGACACGCGGACGGACCAUGGACUCGCCUCCUGCGCGGCUGCAGGAUGCCGCGGGUGAGCCCUCGCUGCCAGCCGCCAGCUCAUCCACCAUGACGGGCUCGGGCUCGGCCGCGGCCUCGACGUUGACCUCGUCGUCUGCCAACGCGUCCGGCACCAAGAGAUCUGCCCCGGCCCUGCUGCCGGCGUUUGAACCGCUCUCGUCCUCACCGGGCCUGCCGCGUCCCCUCAAACGCCAGAACACGGGCAGCUCCGGCGCGCACAAGUACCCAACUCCAGUGCCCACGUCAAGUACCGGCAUUCUCUCGAGCUCCCCGCUGCGAAGGCCGACGAGCUUUCUCCGCCGGAAAGCUUCGGGUGGUGUUGCCAUCGACAGUGCCGACGCCUCACCGUCGGAGCGCGCCCACCACCAUUACCAACACCAACACCAGCACCGCGCCCCUCUCUCCGCCGUGCCCGCCCUUGAGCUGCCCGAGAAUGGCGAGGCCGUGGCCAUGGGCCGUUCCAGCAACUCUUCGCAGUUCCAGCUCUCGGCCAACCGCCUCGUCUCACGCGUCCACCUCACCGCGCGAUAUGUCGCCGCCGCAAACCCCCUGCAGGCGAACCGCCUCGAAAUCUUGUGCACCGGAUGGAACGGCCUCAAGCUGCACUGCCAGGGCCGUACGUGGGAGCUCUUCAAGGGCGACAGCUUCACCAGCGAGACCGAGGGCACUGAUGUCCUCGUCGACGUCCUCGACGCGCGUGUCAUGAUACAGUGGCCCAAGCGGAGGGCCGCCCUGGCUGAUACCGCGGCUAACCUCUCCGAUUCGAGCUGGGACGACUCACCGCCGAGGUCCCGCCAUGCGAGGGCAAACUCGCUGCUGCUGCAAUCAUCUCCCCUCCGUCGCACCACGCGCAUCGCGUCCCCCGAGAGCCCGACCCCGGCCGGCCCUGGCGGCCAUCUGACGAGUUCGCAGCGCCUGCAGGCCUUGCUGCCGACAGGAAGCCGCGAGAGGGCAGCGGCGGAGGAACAGGCCAGCAUUGAGAUUUACGAAGAUGAGCCGGAGCUGCCCGAGCCCAAGGGUGAGGCGGCCAUCAUGGUGGACGCCGGCGCGAGCAUGCGGACGGAGGCCACGAAUAGCUUCUCAAGUGACCUAAGCGACCCCGAGGAUGAUGAGCACAACCCAGACGAAGAAAACGACCCCAUUGUGCACUCGUUUGGACCCUUUGGGGCCGACAUCUCUGGCAGGCUGGCUUCGAUAACGACCAAGUCGCCCAAGGCCCCAUCGCUUCCCGGCUCGCCCAUCAAGAAACGCACCGUACCGCCCAUGAAGACGUUCCGUGCCGGCGAGAUUCCAUGCUCGCCCACCCCCAUGGUCAAGGAAGAGACGGAAGAUGCGGUGGCGGCAGCAGAAGCGGCAGCUCUGCCAUCCGUCGAGGAGCUUGAUCCGAGCAUCACCAACCACGUCAUCAACCAACUCGCCUUCUCGCGACUGUCGUCCACGCCCCUCUCCACCAUCAUGCAGAACCUGCCCGCCGAAGCCAAGACGGACCCGAGCCUGACGCCCAACCUGCUGCGAACCGCCAUCGAGGCGACGCCCUGCGUGGGUAUCAUCCGCCGCCAGGGCAAGGACGCCGCGGGCAAGGCCCUCGAGAGCGAGUACUACUACGUGCCCGAGCAUGACGGCGACGAACAGCGGCGGGCGGCCGUGGUAGAUGGGCUGCGCAAGCCGAGCCUACGAAACUGCAGGAAGCAGCACAAGCAAUAUUACUGGAAGCGGCCGCGUACGCCCUAAUGUCAGGUCGUGACCCGCGUCGUGCGCCCCGACGAAUGAUCCCCCCCGCCAUCCCUUCCUUCCUUGUACAUAUACCCGUACUACCUCCUUAUCCAAUGUCUUUUGCUCCGGUUCAUUUCCAUGUCGAGACUUUGAGCGAGGAGAGAAAAAGAAUAACUUGCAUAGCCAGCGGCGUCGAUUGUUUUGGCAACUAUCUAUUAUGAAGAGGGAUGUCAAUGGGCUAAGCGGGAAGGCAAAGCGACGGGGAGAAACGUAGUUGUCUGAUGAUGGAGCCCGCCGUUGACAGAGAUGUCAUUGUCUCUUGCCUGCCUGCUGGCUGUGUGGUGUGGUGUGCGGACCGGAGAGACGAAAGACGCCGGUGUUGAGACGGAGGGCUUUUGUGUGUUUUUAAACUUCUCGACCCUGUACCGUAGCGGAUGAACAUGCUGUGCGCCACGCUCAUGGUGUCAUUGAUCA